Molecule: messenger RNA, 1372 nt
Organism: Closterium sp. NIES-67
Lineage: Eukaryota; Viridiplantae; Streptophyta; Zygnematophyceae; Desmidiales; Closteriaceae
Source: the annotation of a GenBank genome assembly
AUUCUGCCAAGUCGCCAUGAGUAGAUUCGAUCAGAAUCCGUUCGAUGAGGAGACGGAGAGGAAUCCCUAUUCUCAAUCGGGUCCUCGAGGCAGUGCCUCGUUCUUCGAUAGCCGACAACCCGGCAGCGCCAUGACCGGCAUGAGCAGCAACAGGCCCUCUCCGCUGCCCGCCGGCAGCGGAUCCACCUUCGACGUAACUUCUGAUGUUCAGUUCAGCCCGCGGGCGCUGAGGAAGAAACAGAAGGAGCUGCAAAGCUGGGAAGCUGCACUGAGGCAAAAGGAAGAGGAGCUGGCAAAGAGAGAAGAUUCGCUUGGCAUCAUGACCAAGAAUUUCCCGCCAUUUUUCCCCUUGAUCCGGAACAACAUUCGAGAGGAUGUGCCCGAGUAUCUGCAAGGCUUGAUGUUCCUCGGCUUCUGGGUGUGGAUGGGGACAAUGGCGGCCCUGCUCUACAACCUCGUUCCCAUCACAGCGACAUGGGUUGCUGGUGCUUACGAAGGCUCAGCAGGAUUUGUGAACUUUUUCAUGGCGCUGCUGUAUUUCAUUAUCGGAGUGCCGGGCUCCUACUUCUUAUGGUACUCUCGCCUGUACUAUGGAAUGCGCAAGGACAGUGGCGUUGGCAUGGCCUUCUUCUUCUGUGGCUUCACGACCCAUCUGCUCUUCUUCAUUUUUGCCUCCAUAUCGCCUCUAAUUUGGAUCGGCCAGUUUCGAGGAACCUCUUUUGCGGGCGUGGUCACAACUAUUGAUGUCUUUACACAUGGGUGGGGCAUCAUUGGGAUUUUCUAUGCCAUUGGUGCAGCUCUCUUUGUUGCUGAAACUACUGUCAGCUUCGUCCUCGUCACUCGAGUUCUUGCUUACUUCCGUGGGACUGGCACUGCAGUCAGAAUGAAGGAAGAAGCUGCUCGAUCUGCAGCAUUGAACUCAUCUGUUGUGUGAAGUAACCAAUCGAGUUUACGCCUACUUCCGCGGGACUGGUGCCAUAGUGCGAAUGAAGCAAGAAGCUGCUCGAUCGGCAGCAUCAAGCUCAUCUGCUGUCUGAAGUAACCAAGAUUGUCACCAUUUACCAGUACCUAGUUGGCAGUUCUUAUAUCUCCAUGGGUAUACAAUACAUGUAGGUUUAGCAGGCUACUUGGAGAAAAGGUAUAUGGUGAUCUCCAUUCGCCAGCAAUUACACCAAUCGCAGUCCGCCUCGCCGCCCCUUGGAACGAAGCUUCUGGUUCACUAAUAGCUCUGUCGCGCAUGUGCCACUCUCCGGGGACAGGGCCCUAGAUAGCAGACGAAAUCCGUCUGAUGGUCUGAAAAUCAGACUCGAUGUUUUAGGUUCAUCUGAUUUUUAAGACCACCUGUUUUAUUUCGUCUGAACAAUAAGACGGA